Messenger RNA from Kluyveromyces marxianus DMKU3-1042, 819 nucleotides. It is a transcript of the gene HTD2, whose product is annotated as hydroxyacyl-thioester dehydratase HTD2. The record is from RefSeq and is a predicted model, not a curated record. The transcript has a single exon. Bases 1 to 819 code for a protein of 272 amino acids. Gene Ontology annotation, cellular component: mitochondrion. Gene Ontology annotation, molecular function: (3R)-hydroxyacyl-[acyl-carrier-protein] dehydratase activity. Lineage: Eukaryota; Fungi; Ascomycota; Saccharomycetes; Saccharomycetales; Saccharomycetaceae.
AUGUCAUUGCAACGAACUCUCAUCGAUUAUGUUAACCCAGUGACUGUACAACGCUGUCAAUCUCUUCUAUCGACAAUUCUUGGUGAUAAUAAGACUAUAAGCUCAUCGACUGGAUACCAUCUACUCUUCUUCCAUCCGGUACCGACCAAGAAGACGACCCUUAGCAACGAUGGGUACUACUCAUAUCUAACACCUAGCUCAAUACUAAGCCAACCAAGGCCAUACAUGCGUCGAAUGUGGGUCCAAGGGUCCAUAGAGUUCAAGAAACCGCUAAAGAAUUGCUGGAUACGCUGUCAGGAAGACCUUAAAUUUAUUAAAGAGCUAAAGAAGGAUUACUUCGUAUCAUUGAAACGGACGAUCACAGACCAGGACGGAUCACUAUUUGCUACAGAAUUAAGGACGUUAAUGUAUACGAAUAAAGCGGUAUCAGAGGACUUUAAGACGCAAGAAGAAGAAUUGGAACCGUUCAGUAACGUUUCCAUAAUUAAAGUAUUGGAUAUCGAUGCUAUGAUAUAUAGUUCGAUAAGCUCCAAUCCACACAGGAUCCACUGGGAUCGUGACUAUUGCCGAAAUGUGGAGGGGUAUCAAGAUCUUAUCGUCCAGGGGCCUUUGAUCGUUCAACUGGCUAUAGCUUACGUGGAGAGCGUAUUUAACAAGAGCGUCACUGGUAUUAAGUACAAGAACACUUCUCACUUGUACGUUGGAAACGACGUCGAAAUAUGUGUGAAGGAGCAUAAAUCCAAAGGAAGCGCCAGGGUACUGAUACGGGAUACCAUUGAGAAGGGAAGAGUGUAUUUCGAGGCCACAGCUCGGUAUUAA